UUGAGGGAAGUGAAUGGCUGACCUCAUGUUUCCAGGCACUUCACCUGCCAAGGUUCAAUUUUGGACCCAGGGUCUUCGUACCUGCAAAACCUUUCCCUUGUUCAUACUUAUAUUCACUUACUGUGGUUGGAGCACUACGUGUGCCACUUUGACCUUUCGACGACUUCAAAUCUGAAGCAACACCACAUACAUCGAAAAGCCAAAUCGAACUGUCAUCAUGGGAAAAUUCAAGAUUAGCUCUUGGCUGAACCGCAGCCCAUCACCCAUAUCCGACGAGGAUGGAAAGAAGCAAAACCGCUCGUCAUUUUCGGCCCUUUCUUCAUCACUGACCUGCAAGCCCAAGGAGUCUCAGUCUAGCACCAAUGGAAUCCAUACCUCUCCUCCCGAUGAGCCAGAGCGACAGCCGUCAACCUCGCGGAUGAUUGCGUUGGCGCAAAAGAUUGCAAAGGAAACAGAAAAGUUGGAGACGUACAUGAAGGAUAACAACCUCCCGAUGCCAAGUUUUGACGUUGAUGCGCCCGCCGAUUUCCCGAAACUGCCCGCCGAGAUUUCGAGAAGCAGGCAAGAAAUCAUUUUCGCUACAAGAGAACUGGGCUUGCUUGCGCAUGGACCUCGCGAGUCACUGAGAUGGGGUGUUUGGGAGUUCCUUGACGUUCUUGCCUUGCAAGUGAUCACUCAUUAUGACAUUGCCAAACUGUUCCCCCCAGCCGAGACCAUCACCCUCUCGGAGCUUCAAUCCAAGACAUCAUUGGACCCCAUCAACCUGGCCCGCAUCCUCCGCCUCGCCAUGACUAAGGGCAUCUUCCGUGAGCCCGUCCCGGGCAUCAUUGCCCACACGGCCGCCUCCCGCGUGCUUGCUGAGGACAGCGACCUGCAUGCCUGGGUUGCCUUCAACGGAGAGGACAUCUUCCCGGCCGCAGCCCACGUGCUUGAGGCGCUCAAGACCCACCCAGAAGCCACCUCACUCACCCGCGCCGGCUUCCAAUUCGCCUUUGGUACGGUCGAUAAGGAGCCCAUGUUCGUUACCUUUGGCAAGGACCCGGCGCGCGCGCGGCGUAUGGGCAAGGCCAUGGUCAGCCUUACUGGCGGCGAAGGCUACGAGGUCUCGUAUCUGCUCGAUGUCGAGGGUGGUGGCUACGACUUUAGCGAGAUCGACGCUAAGGGGGGCACGUUUGUGGACGUGGGUGGCUCGCAUGGUUUUGUGGACGUGGACUUGGCCAAGAAGUAUAGGAACAUGAAGUUUGUGGUACAGGAUACGGCCAAGACGGUCGAGAGCGCGCCCAAACCGUUUUGCGAGGACGAGCAGGUUGCUAGCAGGAUUGAACUGAUGCCUCAUGAUUUCUUCCAAGAGCAGCCUACCAAGGAUGCGGAUGUCUACUUCUUCCGCUGGAUCAUGCACAACUACUCUACCCCCUAUGCCAUCAAACUCCUAAAGAACUUGAUCCCCGCCCUCAAACCCGGCGCCCGCGUCAUCAUUAACGACCAUUGCCUCCUCGAGUCUGGUCAGGAAAACCCCUGGGACGAGACCGUCAUGCGUCGUAUGGACUUGGUCAUGCUAGCGUUGCUCAACGCGCAGGAGCGCACCGAGGCCGAGUUCAGGGAACUGUUCAAGGCUGCUAGUGAUGGGUUUGUUUUCAAGGGCGUCACGAGACCUAAGGGAUGCCGAAUGAGUAUCAUCGAGGCUGUUUGGCGACCUGACCUGGUUGACUACGGUGCUUCUGCUACUCCUGCUGAUGCUGAUGCUGCUGCUACUGGUGCUACCACCGCCGCCGACGUCGAAGCUCCUACAACAACUGCCCUUGAGGGAUUGGAGCAGGAGGAUCAGGAGGCUAAGUAAACAGCCAGAUAUUAGCCAUUUCGGCGCGUAGGAAAAGACGGGUCGAGAGUGAGUGAAUGGGCUUUUCUAGCCAGUUUGA
This is a messenger RNA of Neurospora hispaniola, 1916 nucleotides long. Its product is annotated as S-adenosyl-L-methionine-dependent methyltransferase. Lineage: Eukaryota; Fungi; Ascomycota; Sordariomycetes; Sordariales; Sordariaceae. Bases 218 to 1837 code for a protein of 539 amino acids. Gene Ontology annotation, molecular function: O-methyltransferase activity. The transcript is spliced from 5 exons. The record is from RefSeq and is a predicted model, not a curated record.